Molecule: messenger RNA, 3198 nt
Organism: Prosopis cineraria
Lineage: Eukaryota; Viridiplantae; Streptophyta; Magnoliopsida; Fabales; Fabaceae
Product: probable GTP diphosphokinase RSH3, chloroplastic
Exons: 6
Coding region: 736-3036 (766 amino acids)
Biological process (GO): guanosine tetraphosphate metabolic process
Cellular component (GO): chloroplast
Source: RefSeq, a predicted model, not a curated record
CGGUCUUCUCAGCCACGAACUCACCGAACGCCUACAUUCAUCGCAUUGAGCUGAAAUCCCGAAAUCAUCCAUGGCAUACAGGAAUAAAUCAGUUUAUGCUGGAUGGGCAAUUCAGUAAUUUCAUAUUUCCUUUCCACGGCCUCAGAGAAGGCCGAGUCUUUGGAAGUGGAACCACUGAAAGUACAAGACGCAGCCUUUCUGCUUUUCUCCAUUUCUCACCGUUUCUUGUUAAGUUGCUAUCUUUCCUCGAAAGUUAGGGUUAAUGUCUUGUAAAUUUUCCUCUCUAUAGGGUUCUUUCUUCGUUGUUUGUCAUAUAUUUUCCAUCUCUGUUGAAAUUAUCAUGUAAAUAAAUACAUUUGUUCAUUUCCACUCCUUUAGAACACAUUUCAAUCAUAUUUUGGAUCUUUGAUUCCGUCAGUUUUCUUUCUGUACAGACAGUGAGACAGGCAAGUAAAUUCCUUUUUUCCUGGUCGUAUCACUUUUCUGAAACUCGGUGUUUCUGAACAGUGCUAGGUCGGUGUAAAGGGGGAAAGUAAUUUGGGAAUCUGAAAAUCAUCGGGCUUUGCGGAAAUUGCUCCCUGGUUUCUCAAAGAAUUUAGGUUAUUCUGCAAAAUUGGUCGGUUAUUCGGGUAUAUCUUAAAAAAAGUAUUUUUUUAUACCUCUUGAGUUUGGAAUCCCUAACCCAACUGUAGAAGAAGCAGAAGCAAGUUGUUCAACUCGACGGGGUUAUUGAGCAUGGCGGUUUCGACUAUAGCCUUAUACGGAAGCCCUCCAAGCAGUGUUUGUUCGACGCCGCACUCCUGCCAGAUCAAUGGGCAUGCGACCUACGACUUAGAAUUGGGGUCUCGAUCUUCUUCGACGUCUUCGAAUACGGCAUCCACGCCGCAGAAGUCAGUAAUGGGUGGCCUUUCGUGCAUGUUUUCUUCGCCGGCGGUGAAGCAUGCUCCGUUAUCGAGCUUAUCCGGGGCAGGGGAAGAACUGGGCACUUUGAGGCACGACAGAGUUGAAGAGUUAAAAGAAUUGAGCUGCUCCUUUUCAUAUUCUCCGAGUAAGUUUGCUGGGUCUUCUUGGAAAAGGGAUCCGAGUCCAGUUUCGGUUCUCCAAGGACCAAUUUCGUGCAGCAGUAGUGCUGUCAGUGGGAAUAUGAGUUAUCAGAGCUCAAUUCGAGGUGGGACAUGUAAAAUAUUCGAUGGAUUUGUGAGAAAUGCAUCACGGUCCUGCUUAGAUUAUGAUUCGCCUAGUCUCGAGGUUUCUCGUGGUGGCUUAGAUUUGGUUUCAUCUACGUUAGAGGAUGAACUGACCUUCAAUUUCGAAGAUGUAUUUGUUGGGGGUAGUUCUGAGCCAUACGCUAGAGAAUUGCUGCGAGGUGCGCAAUUGAGGCACAAAAUCUUUUGUGAAGACGUCGUUAUUAGGGCUUUUUACGAGGCCGAGCAAGCCCACAGAGGGCAGAUACGAGCUUCUGGUGAUCCAUAUUUGCAGCAUUGUGUGGAAACAGCAGUGCUUCUUGCUUUGAUUGGUGCUAAUUCCACAGUAGUUGCUGCAGGGCUUUUGCACGACACCAUUGAUGAUUCCUUUAUGACGUACGAUUAUUUAUUGAGGAUGUUUGGUUCUGGAGUUGCCGAUUUAGUUGAAGGGGUUUCUAAGCUGAGUCACUUAAGCAAGCUUGCAAGGGAUAAUAAUACUGCUAGUAAAUCAGCUGAGGCAGACCGCCUGCAUACUAUGUUCCUUGCCAUGGCAGAUGCAAGAGCUGUCCUUAUUAAAUUGGCAGAUCGGUUACAUAAUAUGAUGACACUAGACGCACUGCCUUUAACCAAGCAACAAAGGUUUGCAAAGGAGACCUUGGAGAUUUUUGCACCUCUGGCAAAUCGCUUGGGAAUAUCUACUUGGAAGGAACAAUUAGAGAAUUGGUGUUUUAAGCAUCUUAACCCAGACCAGUACAAGGAGCUAUCAUUGAAACUUGUGGAGCCAAUUGAUGAUGUCAUGAUUACUUCUGCCAUAGUGAAAUUAGAAGAAGCAUUGAAAGAUGAAGGCAUUUCUUAUCAUGUCCUAUCUGGGCGCCAUAAGAGCUUGUACAGCACUUAUUGCAAAAUGUUGAAGUACGUCAUCUCUCAUGUCCUCCAUCUGUCUAGCUGCAUGAGCUGUGCUUAUUAUCUUCCAUUUUGCAUGUUAGGAAAUUGUGCACAGAUAAUACUUGGGAUUUUGCUUUUUGGCAGAAAGAAGCUAACUAUGGAUAAAAUCCAUGAUAUUUAUGGGCUGCGCUUGAUUGUUGACAAGGAGGAAGACUGUUACAGAGCCUUAAGAGUUGUUCACCGUUUGUGGUCUGAGGUGCCUGGAAAGCUGAAAGAUUACAUAAGUCACCCCAAGUUCAAUGGGUAUCAAUCUCUGCAUACCGUAGUGAUGGGUGAUGUCAAAGUUCCGAUUGAAGUGCAAAUUAGGACGAGAGAGAUGCAUUUGCAAGCAGAAUUUGGAUUCGCUUCUCAUUGGAGAUACAAGGAAGGUGAACGGCAGCAUUCUUCAUUUGUACUUCAGAUGGUUGAGUGGGCUCGAUAUAUUGUAACUUGGCAUUGUGAGACAAUGAGUAAAGAUUCUUCAUCUGCUGGACAUGCUGAUUCAAUCAAGCCAGCGUGCAAAUUUCCUUUUCAUGCUGAUGAUUGUCCGUAUUGCUACAAACCUCAUUCUGGUCAGGAUGGUCCUGUUUUUGUAAUAAUGAUCGAGAAUGAUAAGAUGUCUGUCCAGGAGUUACCUGCGAACUCGACAGUAAUGGAUUUGCUGGAAAUAGCUGGGCGAGGAAGCUCUAGAUGGGCCCCACAAAGACUUUCACUGAAGGAUGAAUUGAGGCUGAGGCUGAACCAAGAGCCUGUAAAUGAUCCAACAUGCAAGCUGAAGAUGGGAGACGUGGUGGAGCUUUCUCCAGCCAUACCUGAUGAGUCGCUAACGGAGUAUCGGGAAGAAAUCCAGCGUAUGUAUGACAGAGGGUUAACUAUAUCAAGCUUAGUGCCUGCUGCUGCUAGUGGCAUGGUUGGCUCUAGAAGCUGACCUAGUGUUUGCAUGUAUGCCAGUUUAUCAUGUGAUGAUAAUUGUUGUAUUAUAUGAAUGUGGCUGUAAAUGUUUUUCACUAGGGACUUGCUAACUUGAUCCAAUUAUGUUCUGGAUGAUUGAUAGUGUAUCUGAAAUUUGUUACCCUCCAUUUAGCUUUAA